CAUGGGGCUGAGAUCCGUAAAAUGGCGGCUCCCGCGUGGAUGAGGAAGCGGUGCGGCGCAGCUAAACGCGGCGAGCUCACCUCUCGACCUAUCCCGACUGAGAAGCGCUGUGAUCCGCUCUCUGAUUGGGCAAGCAGGGCUCUCGUCAGCAGCGGAGGGGCUACUCUGACCUAUGAUACUCUCAGGUUUGAGUAUGAAGACUUCCCUGAGACCAAAGAGCCUGUUUGGAUACUGGGGAGAACAUACAGUGUAUUCACAGAGAAAGAGGAGAUCCUGUUGGAUGUGACAUCUCGGCUUUGGUUCACAUACAGAAAGAACUUUCCUGCCAUUGGAGGAACAGGCCCCACGUCUGAUACUGGCUGGGGCUGCAUGUUGAGGUGUGGUCAGAUGAUCUUCGCUCAGGCAUUGGUCUGCCGGCACUUAGGCAGAGAUUGGAGGUGGGAAAAAGGGAAGAGGCAGACGGAUAAUUACUUCAACAUACUUAAUGCCUUCAUUGACAAAAAAGACAGCUACUACUCCAUCCACCAGAUAGCCCAGAUGGGAGUUGGAGAGGGCAAAUCGAUAGGCCAGUGGUACGGACCAAACACAGUUGCACAAGUGCUCAAAAAACUUGCCACUUUUGAUACAUGGAGCUCAUUGGCAGUGCACAUAGCCAUGGACAACACUGUAGUGAUGGAAGAAAUCAGAAGGUUAUGCAAGUCCAAUUUCUUGUGUGCUGGGGCUGCAGCGUUCCCUGCUGCAGAGUCAGACCUGCUCUAUAAUGGGUUCCCGGAUGGAGCAGAGGUUACAGAUAGGUUGUCGCAAUGGAAACCAUUGGUGCUGCUGAUACCUCUUCGCCUUGGGCUCACGGAUAUCAAUGAAGCUUAUAUUGAAACACUAAAGCACUGCUUCAUGAUGCCUCAGUCCCUGGGAGUGAUUGGAGGGAAACCCAACAGUGCUCAUUACUUCAUUGGCUAUGUAGGUGAGGAGCUAAUUUACUUGGACCCCCACACUACCCAGCCUGCAAUGGAACCCAGUGACAAUGGCUGUAUCCCGGAUGAGAGCUUCCACUGCCAGCACCCCCCCUGCCGAAUGAGCAUUGCUGAACUUGACCCAUCCAUCGCAGUGGGCUUUUUCUGCAACACAGAGGAAGACUUUCAUAACUGGUGCCAGCAAAUCAAAAAGCUGUCCCUGCUAAGAGGAGCUCUGCCAAUGUUUGAACUGGUAGAACAUCAGCCUUCACACUUUUCCAGCCCUGAUGUUCUGAAUCUCACACCAGACUCUUCUGACGCAGACAGUGCUGCCUGUCUUCACCCAGAAGCUGCCUGCUCUUAUAAAGGGCAACCUUCUCUCAGAGGUGAAGCACUUCCUCUCUGGACAUUACCCUGAGGUUUUCCACAAGGUCUGAAGAUGACAACCAAAAGGGGAGGAGAAACCCAGUUUAAAUAAAAGGAGGAAGGAAGAAAAUAUGUACGUGAGGGCCAUAGUCUUACUGGAUAAGUCAUUGAAACACCAAGGUGCUCAAGAUGGAUUGACAAAUACAGCAGUGAGGUGUCUUCAUUAAAGUGUCUGUUAAGAGAGCUAGACAGAGUCCUGUGAGAGGGUGAGAUGUUUUUAAAUCUUAAGAGCCUGAUAUUUCUUUUAGUUAAAAUGGUGGGGGGAGGGGAGGAGGUGCUGAGGCAGAACAGGAAGACUGAGAAUCUACCAUUUCCUUUCUCAUACCUAAAGCCUUUUUUGACUCCAUAGGCUGCCUGGUGUUGGUAUGUAAGGUUUCACCUUUGUGAAUUAAUCUUUAACCCAACAGUUUUUGGUGAUACAAAGCACCUUGUGUAGCACCACUCCUCCUGGGUUGAUUAAAUAGUUCAAGCUACUGCUCCUAUUGGACUCUGUGCUUUCAAAAUGAUGUACAAGGGGGCUUGAAAUUUAACAGGACAUAGAAUAUAUUUGUUGGCUGAUAGGUACCAUUUCAUUUGCUAUUCUGCAGCUUCCCUCUAUGAUCCUUCUAGCACAGUGUGGCAAAUGCAUACUGUAGAAGCUAGGUCAGAGAAAUCUAUUUUAAGUGAUCUGAAGAUGUCAGGGGAAAAAAAUGGUUGCCUAGAAAAGUUGAUAGUUAAACAUCAAACACAAUUGUACUGGAAACCUUGGAGUUACUUUAAUAACUUUACAUUAACUUGCGUGUGGCCCAUAAUAUCUAUAUUUAGUAAAAAUGAGAGCUGGAUCAAAAACAGAUGCAUAGGAGAACUGUGUCCUGGUGUGAGCCACCAUAGAAGCUACUGAAGUCUUCUCCUUUCUCCAGGGCUUCUGCAGAUGGCAAAUCCAUGUUUGCAAUGUAUUUUCCUGCAUUUUGGAACAGCACUUGUCAGUUGAUGCUUUUGUGCCCAGAAAGUACAUAAACUGGCCAUAAAUGCUCUCCUCCAUGACAAGGCUGACUGGCAUAUUAUCUACCCAUAAUCUCCCAGAGAGCCAGAGGUUUUACCUCUUGAGCCAUGAUGCUUCUGUCACCAAAUUACUUGCUGCUUUCUCUCUGCUGCUGUUCCUCCUCAUCUCUUGCAUUAAUUUUAAGGGGGGAGGGGAGAUAGUGGACGAAGUGGGGCUGUGCUCCAUGCAUCAACUGCUUUCAAUUUGUAUCUGAAUAAACAAACUUAAAAUCUUUG
Messenger RNA from Mauremys reevesii (Reeves's turtle), 2633 nucleotides. It is a transcript of the gene ATG4B, whose product is annotated as autophagy related 4B cysteine peptidase. The transcript is spliced from 15 exons. Lineage: Eukaryota; Metazoa; Chordata; Testudines; Geoemydidae. Bases 22 to 1368 code for a protein of 448 amino acids. The record is from RefSeq and is a predicted model, not a curated record. Gene Ontology annotation, molecular function: protein-phosphatidylethanolamide deconjugating activity.